GGCGGGGAAAGCCCCCACGGCGCUGCCGGGCGAGGAUGCUGCGGGCGGGGGAAGGGGGGCGGAGGAGGGGGUCUGCGCCGCUUUCCCCCCACCCCCCCCGGGCCGGCUCCGUUUGGGGCCGGGGGUGCGGUUGGGGGCGGUGUGGGGCGGCGGGAUUGGCUGGCCCGGCCGCCGGCCCUGCGCGCCCCGGCCCGUCUGCGGCGCCGCGGCCAGCUGGCGCCAGCGCUCAUAUAGGAUGCGCGGGGAUGGGACCGAGCCGGCCAGAGCAGCGGCUUUGCCAUCUGAGUAACACCCUCCAUCCAGCCUCCUCUCCACCUCCCGCGCUCGCUCUGCUUUUUUCCCCCCCUCUCCCCUCUAUUUUUUUUUUCUUAUUUUUUUUUCUCCCCCUCCUUUCUCCCCCUCUUUGCGGCACUCGCAUCCUCCAAGCAGGCAUCCAUCACCACCCACCCCGCGGAGGCACCCUGCCUUCCGCGCCGGGUGCUGCCCCGGCGCUUCCCCGGACCUGCCUCCGCCACCCGCCUGUUGACAGAGGGACACGCUGACUUCGGGGGUCCUCCCCCACCCUUCCGAGGGCGCACUCCAGUCACCCGUCGGUUUUCUUUCUAAGAAAAGCCACCCCACCUCCUAAAACCCACCAGCAACGCCAAAGCCACCCCCGAGCAGCACCGCCCCCCCACCGAGCGCCGCUCGCUCCUGGUCCGGGGGUGGGUGGGAGGGGAGGCCCGAGGCCAUGGAGGUGGCCACGGACCAGCCUCGCUGGAUGGCCCACCACGCCGUGCUCAACGGGCAGCACCCCGAGAGCCACCAUCCCGGACUGGCUCACAACUACAUGGAACCAGCGCAGCUCCUACCUCCGGACGAAGUCGACGUCUUCUUCAACCACCUGGACUCCCAGGGCAACCCCUACUACGCCAAUUCUGCCCAUGCCAGGGCCAGGGUCUCCUACAGUCAGGCACACGCCCGCCUGACCGGGAGUCAAAUGUGCCGGCCUCAUCUUAUCCACAGCCCCGGGAUCCCUUGGCUGGACAGCAGCAAGGCGGCACUGUCUGCCCAUCACCACAACCCCUGGACCGUCAACCCCUUCACCAAGACACCCCUGCACCCCUCGGCGGCCGGAGCGCCCGGGGCCAUCUCGGUGUACCCAGGCAGCAGCACGUCCAGCACCGCCUCCGUGUCUUCGCUCACCCCAGCCUCACACUCCAGCUCCCACCUCUUCGGCUUCCCCCCGACCCCUCCCAAGGAAGUGUCCCCGGACCCCAACUCUACCAGCGCUGCCUCCCCUUCAUCCUCUGCCGGCGCCCGGCAGGAGGACAAAGACGGCAUCAAGUACCAAGUGUCACUGUCAGAGGGGAUGAAGAUGGAGAGUGCCAGCCCGCUCAGAAGCAGCCUCACCAGCAUGGGUGCCCAGCCCUCCACCCACCACCCCAUCCCCACCUACCCCUCCUACGUGCCAGCCGCCCACGACUACAGCAGCAGCCUCUUCCACCCGGGCAGCUUCCUGGGGGGCCCCGCGUCCAGCUUCACCCCCAAGCCACGAAGCAAGGCCAGAUCCUGUUCGGAAAGAAAUCCGGUUUCUUCGUGUUUCCAUUUAGAAGGCAGAGAGUGUGUGAACUGUGGAGCAACUGCUACCCCUCUCUGGAGAAGAGACGGCACCGGGCAUUACCUGUGUAACGCCUGCGGGCUCUACCACAAAAUGAACGGUCAAAACCGACCUCUCAUUAAACCUAAACGAAGGCUGUCAGCGGCUAGGAGAGCAGGGACUUGUUGUGCCAACUGUCAGACAACCACCACGACCUUAUGGCGACGUAAUGCAAACGGGGACCCAGUUUGUAAUGCCUGCGGACUCUACUAUAAAUUGCACAAUGUGAACAGGCCUCUGACCAUGAAAAAGGAAGGAAUUCAGACCAGGAAUAGGAAAAUGUCCAACAAAUCAAAGAAAAGCAAGAAAGGCUCUGAGUGUUUUGAGGAACUGUCCAAGUGCAUGCAGGAGAAAUCGUCUCCCUUCAGCGCUGCUGCCCUCGCUAGUCAUAUGGCGCCCAUGGGGCAUUUGCCGCCUUUCAGCCACUCUGGACACAUCCUACCGACACCUACCCCCAUCCACCCAUCUUCCAGCAUCUCAUUUGGACAUCCACACCCAUCCAGCAUGGUUACAGCCAUGGGAUAAAACCCGAUGACCAAGAGACCCACACAGAGAUUAAGAACACGGGGCUUUGCCUAAGACGACACCAAGUAAGAAAAUGUUCUGCCAAGAGGAGGACGUAGGGAUGGCAAAAGGGGAUCUUUGCUCCCACGUGGUUUAACUCUUAAUGCUGGACUAAAACCUUGCAGAUGAUGGGUCUUCUGCAGAAAUGUGUAGUGGUGCCUGUAAUGCACUUUGCCCCCUCAGGUAUAAGGAAAAAGAACUCACCUGUUCGAUACUUAACGGUCCAGCAGGAAGCAAAAGGUGGCAGGAGCUGAAGGAAAAGGCUUGGAACUGGCUUUCCUUUCUCUCUUUGUUAUUACUGUGAAUAUUGUAAAGAGAUAUAAGCGGCCUCCCGGGAUGGAAUCGGCUCACUGGAAGCCAGACAUGCUGGAUUUCUAUCGUGGACUUUGUUUGGGAUGGGGAAAAAAUUAAAAAAAAAAAAAAAAAGAAAGAAAAAAGAAAAAAGGACAUCUUUAUAGAAACGUAAUUUUUAAAAUGAAAUCAGACACAAAGUCAUAUUUAUUUUGCUCUUGUUUUCCACAAAAAGCCUCAACCCUCUGACUGCACAUUUUUGUGCUGUUGUUUGCAAUGGCUACCCUGUAAGAAAACCUGCCUUCAAAACAAGGGAGAGAGGGGGAUGCAUAUUCAGCAGCCCCCUUGGAUUAGCUCCAUCUAUCUUCCAUACCAAAAUAUUUAUUAGGAAGGGGAAAAAGACUGGGGAGGGAACAAAGCAAAAAUGUAACCGUAAUAUGGGAUUUUAAUGUGCCCAGGAUGGAGAUUAUUUUGAUACAAUUUCUUCAUUCUUCUCCCUAACAUGAAAGAUUUAUUUAAAAAAAAAACAAAAACCAACAAACCAGCCCCCUUCCCAACUACCCUAUUAUUCCUCAAAACAGACAGCUGGAUCAGACAAACUGUUGGGGGGGAAAAAAACUCUUGGGAAGGCAAUCCUGCACUAGCGAGGGGUGAGAUACAGGCAUUUAUCAACUGCGUCACAGCUAACUUCUAGCACAGCAAAAAAACAUCGCAGGGCAUAAAACCAUCCAACUCCGCAGACUUUAAGAGGUUUGAAGCAUUUUGUUCUGUUGUGUUGGCAGCUGUCGCUUAAAAAAAAAAUGCAGAUUAGCUGCUUGGGUAAACUUAGGGCAGUGUGGCCACCACCGUCCGCACGCAGCCAGCCAGCGCGUGUGCUGUCUCAGGCAUCCGGGCCCCGGUGGACUUCACAGGGAGGAAGGGCAGAAAUGAGGUUGAGAUCACUGGAGAGAGGAAAAGAGAGAGAGACAAUCAGUUUGAGCUUCACACAUCUGUCAAAUCCCAGACCACAGCGACAGCUGAUGAGACGAGGGAAAGCAUCGUUCUAAGGGGAACGGCUGUUUUCCGUAGCGUUAUUUUAUAUGAAAAAAAGAAAAAAAAGAAAAAAAUUUAAAUCGCCCAUUAUUAAACCAUAUUGUACGUAAAUGACCGAAAACAAAGCUAUUACCAAUGUGAAGUGUAUUCUAUUGAUUGUUAUGAUCUGAUGCCUCUCGUGAACACAAGCUCCAGUAUAACAUACAAUGUACAUAUUUAGCUAUACUUCUGAUGAAAAUGCCCCAAUGAACAGAGGGGUUUGAUAAUGUAAACCACGUAAGCUUAACUCUGUGACAAGCUUUUUAUUUUUUUUUUUUUUAAUUUUUAACUUUUUUGUUGUUGGGGCUUUUUUUUUUUGGAUCAAGCCAAUUGUAUCUUUACUGCAAAAGUCCUGCUUUAAAGAAAAAAAAACAAUGAAACAAAUAAAAAUGGACGUACGUUAAUUUUUUUUCUAAACAUAUAAUUCAAAUAUUUGGUAAUGAAUUAAGAACAGAGCAGCCAUGAAAAUCCUGCUUUCCUCCUUUUUCUGGUCUGCGUAGGCAUAUAGGUGCACUUUGUAAAGAAGUGGAAAUAAACGGGAAACUAAAUUGGUCGGGAGAAAUCAUAAGAAUUUUUAAUCUACUGAGGUAAAAAAUUGGGUCCUUUUUACUUUUUACCUUUUACAAUGGUACAGUUGUACGUUAUUUGUACCCAACUCAAAUUUCUGUAGGAUUUGGGAGGGGGGCGGGGAAGGGAUGUGGGUGGAAGACAGGGAUUACUGAUACAGUUGACAAAGUGCAAUAUAUUGUCAGUCACUGCAGCAUAGACAACGGCAGUUGAGAUUUAAAUUAUUUUGUACUUGUAUCAGCAUAAAAAAAAAUUCUGCAGUAUUUUCUGUUUUUAUUUUAAUUUUUUUAUUUUGCUUAUUUUUGGAUUAGUGAACUAAGUUAUUGUUAAUUAUGUACAACAUGUUUAUAUAUUGUCUGUAAAAAGUGUAUGCUUUCCUCAUAUUCCUUCAAGGUGAAUAUUGCUAAGAAUAAUAAAAUACCUUUUUUUGUGAAAGUACCUGUGCCCAGCUUCAUGUCAUAAAGGCUGCUUUUAAUAGGGAGAGAGGAACAAUUAUCGUUGUCGUCGUUGCCAGUAGAAUUAUUAGCUUAAACUUUAUGCAGAGCGGUCUGUUGAUAUUUCAAAAACCUACCAGGGGUAGGACAAAAAAAAGUAGUUGGUGAAUGAUUUAGUAUAAAAACCACAGGUACAAAAAUGCAUUCUCCGGUGCUGUUUUGGGGUGACGAGGUCACGCAGUUAAGUGCGCUAAAGGUUCUAAACCAGUUUAAAAUCUUAAGGCAGUAGCCACAUUGCAGAUGAUGAACUGUGGUUUCUCGUUGGGUUUUUUCUGGGUUGCUUUUUUAAAGUGUUUGGAGAAAUAAUUUUCAAAUAAAAACAAGUUUUCAAAACACC
Grus americana (Whooping crane) is the source of this 4963-nucleotide messenger RNA. RefSeq names its product GATA binding protein 2 (gene GATA2). The record is from RefSeq and is a predicted model, not a curated record. The coding region runs from base 731 to 2164 and encodes 477 amino acids. Gene Ontology annotation, cellular component: nucleus. Gene Ontology annotation, molecular function: RNA polymerase II cis-regulatory region sequence-specific DNA binding; DNA-binding transcription factor activity, RNA polymerase II-specific; zinc ion binding. The transcript is spliced from 6 exons. Lineage: Eukaryota; Metazoa; Chordata; Aves; Gruiformes; Gruidae. Gene Ontology annotation, biological process: positive regulation of transcription by RNA polymerase II; negative regulation of transcription by RNA polymerase II; positive regulation of miRNA transcription.